Messenger RNA from Misgurnus anguillicaudatus (oriental weatherfish), 1742 nucleotides. Lineage: Eukaryota; Metazoa; Chordata; Actinopteri; Cypriniformes; Cobitidae. The record is from RefSeq and is a predicted model, not a curated record.
UUUUUCUUGGCAGAUGAUAUUCAAAUUUUUUUUAGAGAAGCAUAUUUGUCUCUUUACAUAAUCAUCCCACACUCCACCCCUAUUCUCUGUUAUAAAGGGAAAUUGCAGAGACAUGUUGUGGGCAUUGACAACAUCUACCUGGAGACACACAGUGGAAAAUAAAGACAAAGAAAAUGGUGGGCACAACUUUGACACCUGAAUAUCAGACAGAGAACACAACACCCAACAACACAGUGGCAAACCAAAUCUUAUCAAGCACCGAUAUUUUAAAGAUAUCCAUAUAUCUUGUCAUCUUGAUCAUGGGUGUCAUUGGAAAUGGACUUGUCAUCUUUGUGACCGGCUACAAAAUGAAGACGACAGUCAACUCCAUUUGGUUUCUCAAUUUGGCGAUGGCAGAUUUCGUUUUUGAUUUCUCUUUGAUUAUCAACAUAAUUGUUACCUUCAACAAGUUUGUUUGGCCCUUCAGUGACUUAAUGUGUAAAUUCACCUCCUUGGUCGCAGUACUAAAUAUGUUUGCGAGCAUUUUUUUGCUGACAGCCAUCAGUCUGGAUCGAUGUUUGUGCACAUGGAUAAUUGUGUGGGUUCAGAAUAAACGAACUCUAAACAAAGCCAGAAUCAUCUGUAUAUCUGUGUGGAUUUUAUCCAUCUGCUGCAGCAUCCCUUUUGUCAUGCAGCGCUCGGUACAGGAACAAAAUGGAUUGAAACGCUGUGUCUAUAAAAGCCAGAGCCUGACAGAUCAAGAUGUAUUGCUGUCUCUGUUCACAUACAGGUUUAUGGUUGGCUUUCUAAUUCCCUUCUUGAUCAUUGCAUCUUCAUACAUAGCUAUUGGUGUGCGCGUGAAACGCCUUAAAAUAGAAAAGCAGCUUCGGCCUUACCGAGUCAUUUUGUCUGUGAUUCUGGCUUUUUUCAUAUGCUGCUUUCCUUUCCAUGUUCAACAACUGUGUCACAUAAGUUCAGUAAAGUAUAACUGGAGUGACAGUGUUCAUAAAGCAAUUGAUUCUGCAGGACCUUUUCUUCAGUGCCUGGCUUAUUUAAACAGUUGUCUGAACCCCAUUCUCUAUGUGUUCAUGUGUGAUGAGUAUAAGAAGAAACUUAAAAAGUCUUUCGUGCAAGUGCUCGAGGCGGCCUUUACGGAGGAUCUGCAUUACCAAUCAACACCUCGCUCUACGUUACGCUGCUCAGAGUCACUGCAAAGUAAAUCUGGCAAGCAGACAAACGACACAAUCGUCUCCUCGUCUGGAAGUUGUCAGGGGAACAAGGUUUUAAAUUCAGUCUGGUGAUGACUGAAAAUAUAAACUUGUAAACCGGCGAUGAAGGUUUUUAUAAACAUUUCUCCCAAUUGGAACCACCCCAAACUGUUGCCACUGGCUGAGUCAAAGUCGGACGGUUCAAGGAAUCCAAAAACAAGAGCAACUUAUAAGGAAAUUACUUAUUUUUUUAUGUUUUCUAAUUGUUACACAAAACCUUUAUAUUAUAACGCUGUUAGUACAAAUGUAUCUUUUGUUGUCUUAAAAAUCAUCAUUAUUGAGAAAACUGAUUAUUUUCUGUUUAUAACAUUUUGUAAUUUUUUUAAACACAAAGAGCUGUUUUAUAUUAAAUUAAGCCUUUGCCUUAUUGUAACCUUUAUCACCACUGUAAAAAUAGACAAUCAGGAUGUACAACAUAACCAUUACAUAACAGAUAUAUUUAACUUUUGUAUAAUAUUGAGCUUAUUGAAUUGAUUAAAUGAAGUUAUUGCACGG